Messenger RNA from Colletotrichum fioriniae, 1038 nucleotides. It is a transcript of the gene rrg1, whose product is annotated as Protein-lysine N-methyltransferase rrg1. Lineage: Eukaryota; Fungi; Ascomycota; Sordariomycetes; Glomerellales; Glomerellaceae. The record is from RefSeq and is a predicted model, not a curated record.
AUGAUACUCGAACCGAAAGACUUCCCGCAAAUGUGGCAAAAGCCGUCAAGUGAUGACUUACUCAGCACACUGAAGCAACUGGAACUUAGCCCUCCGGUAUGGAGUCACAAGCGCAGGCGAUCCGAUAUCAUUCAUGAGCAAGAGGCCACGGCAUAUUUUCGACGCGAAGUAACGAUGUACCUGUCGUCCAUUAUCAAGAGUGGUCUCUCCUGGAUCGAGGACGAUGACAAGAAGGAGGAAGUAUGGUCAGAGGCUAGCCGCAGGAUGACGGAACGAUGUGGAAGAACAGCCAUGGGCGAGAUUAUCCGGCGAUGGCCCUUCAGAGAAGAGGACCUCACGCCAACAUUUGAGCUCAUCAUCCGGGAGCCGCCCCUGACCGGCGACUCACUUGGUCUUAAGACUUGGGGCUCUUCUUACGUUCUUGCCAAGCACUUGCCAUCUAUCGGUUCGACAGCUCUCUUCCGGCUUUUUGACGAAUCUCUGGGCGAGCCGCGGCCAUCAGUCUUAGAGUUAGGUUCUGGCACAGGCCUACUUGGACUUGCGGCGGCAGCUUUGUGGAAGGCCCAUGUGAUUCUGAGCGACUUGCCAGACAUCAUGUCGAAUCUCUGCCAUAACGUCGAGGCCAACCGUACAACGGUGGAGAAGCUGGGAGGUUCAUUGAACGCUGGUGCGCUUACUUGGGGUGGCUCAGGGGAUGAUGAAGUUGACCAGGACCUCUUUGGCAAAAGAAACCAAUUCAAGGUUGUCCUCGCUGCUGAUCCCCUUUACGACGACUGUCAUCCAGGGCUUCUAGCAGGUGCUUUCUCUGAGCAGCUAUCAACCACAGACGAGGCCCGCGCAGUUGUAAUGGUCCCACUACGAGACGAAACCACCAAAAAGCUUCUCAAGGCUUUCCGAGAUGCUAUGGGAAGCCAAGAAAACCCUCUACUAUGUAUCGAGGAAGGAACACUCGAUGGCCAGGAUGACUGGGGUGAGGACAAGGAGGGCACCGACGUGACUUGUUGGUGGGGAAUCUUUGCACGCAAGCAGCAAGCUUGA